AUGACUCUGUCCAGAAUUGGAUCAUCUCCGGAAUCGUCCAAUAGAGGGGAAGCCACACGGCGGUUUUGGAAAGGGGUUUGGCACCUAAAAAUUCCGAACAAGAUCAAGGGUUUUGCAUGGAAGGCUUGCUUGAAUAUUAUCCCCACCCGGGACCGAUUAUGGCAACGCCGAGUGCCUAUUGAACUUGGGUGUGACUAUUGUGACGAAGCUGUGGAGACUUUAAUGCACUGUGUUAAGGAAUGUGAUGUGGCGCAACAAGUAUGGGCUGCUAGUCCUUUGCCGUUUGUUACAGAUAUUGGGGUGGGGUAUGAUUUUUAUCAUUGGGUAGUUGAGGUUGCGAAACAAGUUGAUGAGGCCGGCUUGGGGCUGUUCUUUGCACUGUGUUGGGGCUUGUGGUUUGCUCGAAACCAAGCCAUAUUCAAUAAUGUUAAGCGGGUUGCGCCGGUGAUUGUGCAGACAGUGUGUACUUAUUUACAAGACUUCUGUCAAGUCAGAGCCCAAGUUCAAGGAUUGCAGGUCUGUCCUAGUCCGUCGAGAUGGAGGCCACCGCCAGUGGGUGUGUUAAAGAUUAAUUUCGAUGCGGCGACUUUUGAUGCUCUGGAGGCCAUUGGGGUAGGUGUGAUUGUUCGGGAGGCGCAUGGUACAGUUCUUGCUGCCAUGUCGGAACGACUGCCGCAUUGGGUUGAUGCAGAUUGUGCUGAAGCUUUCGCCGCGGCAAGUGCGAUUGCGUUCGGGGCAGAACUGGGUCUGCAUCAUAUUCACUUGGAGGGGGACUCUUUAUCCAUUAUAAAAGCUUUGCAAUGUGAGGAUCAUCUGCUCUCCACGUUUGGCCAUAUUCUUCAAGGUGCUCUGAGUACAAGCCGCUGUUUCACCAGUUUUUGCUGCUCGCAUGUGUUGCGCAAUGGAAAUAAGGCUGCUCAUGGGCUGGCUCGUAUGGCGGGUCAUGUGAUCGGUAAGAGAGUUUGGAGGAAUGAUGUGCCAGCUGAUUUAUGUAAGAUUAUUCGGGCUGAGUCUGUUUAG
Messenger RNA from Camellia sinensis, 1020 nucleotides. The record is from RefSeq and is a predicted model, not a curated record. Lineage: Eukaryota; Viridiplantae; Streptophyta; Magnoliopsida; Ericales; Theaceae.